GUAUCCAUGGCUGACAACCAGUUCAAGUGUAACAACAUUGAAUAAACUUCCAGAUGCUCCCCUGAUGUCAACAGUAUGUUACAUUUUUUUCUACCAUAAAUUUUGCUGAUUAAUUUGAAUUUAAAUGUGUGGGGCUAGAUAUUAAUUAGAAGAAAUCAAUAAAAAAACUUUUAAGAAGCAUUUUAAAAAAGACAACUUAACAUUUGAGGCAACAUAAUGAAUUAUCAUGAAACAUAUUUAAAAAAGAUACAAUAAUGUUUUAUUUUUAAACUUAAUUAGUUUUUAACAAUACAUUAUUCUAGAUAUCAAGCAUACAUAAAUUCAUUAAUAUCAAAAAGAGUUAAAUGAUUGGAACAUUUAAUGAUUCACAUUGUUGCUUUGAUUAAUAAUAUGAUGGACAAGUAAAAGAACUGUUUUUUGUUUUGUGUUUUUAAUUCAGAAUCUUAUUAAUGUCAAUGCUUCUUGUUUCAGCAAUUUUUCACAGAGUUUAAUAAAAGAUCAGAUGAAGGUGGCAUCCAUCUUGUGCACAGCUUUGUCCUUAAUCAAACUGUCACACCAGCUAUAAUGCAGGAAAUAUUAAUGACCGCACUGCAGUUUCAUAUACCUAUUCAUAUAUGGAAGACUGGUGUUAUUUUAUAUGAUGGCAUAGUAGCCAUCAUGCUAGGUCAGAUAGGUGAGUUAAACUUCUACUGUUUCUCAACAUAUCACCAUAUAACAAAAUUAUCAAAGGUAAUUGAUCUGCAACGUAACAAUUUUAAGCAAGAUGUUAAGACAAAUUAUUUUUACAAAUUGUGAUGUAAUUUAUUUCUUAAAUAUAUAUAAAUUAAUUGAAUGUAUAGACAUUAAUUUUGUAAUACCUUUGCACUUAAUAAUUCAAGCAAACAUUUCAUCUCAGUAGUAACUAGUGCAAUUUAAAAAAAAUAUUUUUUGUAACUAUUUAAUUCAGUAUUUUUCAUUUACAGGUUACAGUAAAGUUUUGAAUCUCUGUGCAUACAUGACAUCUUCUGGGGAUAAAGAAGAUGCCUCAAAUUUAAUCUACAACACAGUGGAGAAAUAUAAGAUAAUUGUAGAAUGUACACUGAAGUCAUUUGGAUUUUCUUG
This is a messenger RNA of Lymnaea stagnalis (great pond snail), 1101 nucleotides long. Lineage: Eukaryota; Metazoa; Mollusca; Gastropoda; Lymnaeidae. The record is from the annotation of a GenBank genome assembly.